Messenger RNA from Papilio polytes (common Mormon), 905 nucleotides. Its product is annotated as integrin beta-PS-like. The record is from RefSeq and is a predicted model, not a curated record. Gene Ontology annotation, biological process: cell adhesion mediated by integrin; cell-matrix adhesion; cell migration. The transcript has 3 exons. Lineage: Eukaryota; Metazoa; Arthropoda; Insecta; Lepidoptera; Papilionidae. The annotation marks the transcript as partial. Gene Ontology annotation, molecular function: integrin binding. Gene Ontology annotation, cellular component: cell surface; integrin complex; focal adhesion.
UGAAAUCACAAGUAAUGAAGCUGCAUACUCAUUUAAACAUCACGUGAAGUUAACAGAGAGCUAUGAAAGUUUUAAAACGGUACUAUCGAACACACCGUUGAGAAAAAAUUACGACGAACCCGAGAGCGCGUUAGAUGCGCUCGCCCAAGUGAUGGCGUGCAAAGAGGAAAUCGGUUGGCGGACACAGUCAAGAAAAAUCAUAGUAUUACUAACAGAUGCAUCAUACCACGUAGCUGGUGACGGCAAAGCUGGAGGCAUUAUGAAACCAUACGAUGGAAAAUGCUACACCGAAAAUGGUACUUAUGUAAACGAAGCAAAGAUGGAUUAUCCAUCUGUGGGUAUUAUCAACAAAUUAGCAAGAGACGAACAAAUAAUAGUAGUAUUCGCUGUUGAGUCUAAAGUUCAAAAUCAUUAUACAAAGCUUACCCACGCUUUGAAACAUUCAUUUUGUACUACUUAUGAUAGUAGUGACAUGGAUCAAAUUUUAAAGAAUAUUUAUGAGGCAAUAACUCAGAAUAUAAAAUUGGAAGUGAAAUCAGAAUAUAUUAAAAAAAUUGAUAUAACAUUCGAACCAGACUGUUUUACGUCAGAGGGAAAUGAAUGUAACGUUAAGAAAGGUGAAAAAAUCAAUUUUACAGGAACGAUAAAACUAUUAGAUAAAAUACCAGCAGAUACUUUUACAGUCGAUGUUCUAAUUGGAGGUAUUAAGGAAAAGUUGACGCUUAUUAUGAAUGUUAUUAACAAAUGUAAUUGUCCAACUGUUGAGAAUUCGACAGACUGUAGCUCAUUUGGUAAUCGAAGAUGUGGAAUGUGCGAAUGUUAUCCUGGCAGAUACGGUGGUGAAUGUGAGUGUACAGCGACGAGCGCCGGCCGCCGUUCCGACAAUGCGACCUGCAUCGCGCCGG